CCUUGGUCCAUCUCUAGCCUUGCAUUGGCUUAUAGAUUUUAGGUGCGACAUGAGUUUACCCGGGUUCCUCGGUGGCUUCCGCAUUCCACACCUGCCAGCGGGAGAGACCCCCAGUAUACGAGUGGACAAAGCCAGGCACGAAUCUGAGCCAGCGCCUGAAACCAGUAACAGGCUGGUGGCGCCUGGUAAACGGACGGACAACCCAGAUAAUGACUCCAUCAGGCCCCACUUGAAGCGGAAGGCUAAGUGCAUGGAGGAGCAUUCGUUGGAGGCGGAAGGCGAAUUGGUCCUGUCUCCCGGACGCGACGAGAGCUAUCCAGAUGAGCUGAACCGUCUGAUUGGACCACUGAACUGUCAGCUGUGCAAGGUGCAGGUGACCUCCAGGAAGUGCGCCCGGGAUCACUACGAAUCGAAGGCCCACGACCGACACAUCAGCGCCUGGCUGGCCAAGAACUACACGGAGGUGGGUCUGCAGGCGCCUUCAGUGAAGCGGCUGGCCAUGCAAGGACCCACCGGCCCAAGCGCCUUCCACUGCGACCUGUGCGACCUGAACCUCACCUCCUCGAUGCACGCCCGCCAGCACUAUUUGGGUCGAAAGCACAAGCGUGCGGAGCAGGGCAGGAUGCCUACGUCGGAUGGUGUUCGCGGCAUAGGGAGUCUGUUCCUCAAGACUGAGCGUUCAACCAAAGAUGCGCCAACGGAGGUAAUGCUAUCGGAGAACAGCCCCAUCAAGUCGGAGGAUAAUGAGCGCACCUGCAACCUGUGCAAAAUAGUGGUCACCUCUGCUCCCCAAAUGCAGGUGCACUUGGCUGGAGCCAGACACCAAAAGAACUUGAGGACUGGUGGACAGGAUCCAAAUCAGUCGGGAGAUGUGCGUCUUGCGGAGGCGCCGCCCCCUGUAGCGCAAAAAUUGGAUGCCUCCGAACAGGCCUUGUAUCGCACUCCCAUUGGUCAGUACUACUGCCAGCCCUGCAACAUGAUGAUGAACCAUGUGACCGCCUUGCAGCAGCACCUUAUCGGCAAGAAGCACCUGAAGAGGGUAAAGAGCCUUGCCCAAACUGACAAGAGCGUGUAAAGAAUUUAUUUGAUAUACCCCAAGCCAUGACUUCCAAUUGGUAGUGCCAUUGAUUAACUAGCUUGAGCUAGUAGCUUCCUCAAUAAUACUGAUAUGAAUAUGGAGGCAUUAUAAAAGACGUACUUUUGUUGUUCAACAAUAAAGGUUUUUAAUACCCGUUACUGUAGAGUAAACGGGUAUA
Drosophila erecta is the source of this 1256-nucleotide messenger RNA. Its product is annotated as zinc finger protein 346. NCBI's taxonomy places the organism in Eukaryota, Metazoa, Arthropoda, Insecta, Diptera, Drosophilidae. Bases 50 to 1075 code for a protein of 341 amino acids. Gene Ontology annotation, molecular function: zinc ion binding; nucleic acid binding. The transcript has a single exon. The record is from RefSeq and is a predicted model, not a curated record.